UUUCUUUCCCAUGUAACUAGCCGUCCGAAUCCGAUGAACCUCCACCAUGCCCACCGCAAAUAAAACGCCUUUCCGACGGCCCUGAUUUGACUCCUGCAGAAGCCACAGUGUACGCGUGAGUUUUCUCCGCAAUAAAAACAGAGAAUCACUUUCACGUACCUUAUUCCCGUUCCUCCUUUGCACAGAAUCUCUAGAAACCAUUUGUUUCUCUUCUUCCCUUCUUCUAAGAGCUAAUUACUGGGAUUCGAUCGCUGCUUCGCUUUGUUGUAUCUUUGCUCGUGCGGUUAUCAAUCUCAAGAACCCAAAUCAGUCCAGAAUUUCUCUGGAGAACUCUCGUAGCUAUGCCCACAAACGAUGGCUUCUCUGGUGUAUCCAAUUGCUAUGUGUUUAAGAGCCGUUUACAAGAGUAUGCACAAAAAAAGGGACUGCCAACCCCUGUGUAUGAGACAAUCAAGGAAGGCCCUUCACACGAGCCUUCCUUCAGGUCAACAGUGAUUGUCAAAGAUGUUAGAUAUGAUUCUUUGCCUGGUUUUUUCAAUAGGAAGGCUGCAGAGCAGUCAGCUGCAGAGGUUGCUCUAUUGGAGUUGGCUAAAUCUGAUGAAGUCAAUGAAUGCAUUUCCCAGCCUGUUCAUGAAACAGGACUUUGCAAAAACUUGCUUCAGGAAUAUGCACAGAAGAUGAAUUAUGCGAUUCCAGUGUACCAGUGUCAAAAGAAUGAGACACCUGGUCGAACUACACAUUUUAAAUGUACUGUUGAGAUUGGGGGGAUCCAGUACAUUGGAGCUUCAGCAAAGACAAAAAAAGAAGCAGAGAUCAAAGCUGCUAGGACUGCUUUGUUAGCUAUACAGUCAAGUGCUUCUGACUCAUCUCAUAAAUCAAUUGGCAACCAUCAGUUAACAGUAAUUCCAUUCAGAAAGAGGGGAGCAGAAACGGCAAGCGUCCUAGAGGAGGUUGCAAAUGUUCCCAAGGCGAAGAAGAGUCGAUUCAAGAAGAAAAUGUUGAAAAAGAAAUUCUCUGGCGACAAAGUAGAUCAUAAUCAAGGUGAAAGUGUAGGUAAUUUGGAUGUUACCAUGGAUGGCCAAUCAGGAUCAGGUUCGGGAUCAGGGUCUGAGUCAGAUAAGACUGAUGCAUCUGGAGUCCAAGGGACAGCUCAUUGUCUGUUACCAACAAUUGAUGUGAGGAAUUUGGAAGAUGGGAGAUUAGUUUCUGACUCAAGUGGGGGGAGUGCAGCUGAUGAUGUGGCAGGUGCAUUGACUUGCCAUAUCUCUGGUGAUUUUGAAAGUGGAUUGUCAGCAACUGUGGAUUUUACUGAAAGUAACCAUGGGAUGUCCACCGGAAUAUCUGCAGCCUCUAAUGGUGAUGCAACUAAGGUGUCUGGACUUACCCUUGCUUAGUAGGGCCAGCUUAUAUCCAUUGGCAUAGAGAAUCAGAGGCAGGUGCAUGCCGAAUAUAGGACUUAAUAGGCUAGAUGGGGGGUUUAAUUGCUUGGUGUUGUUUUAUAAUUGGGAAAGUAGCGCACUAGAGGGGUAGAAACAAUUGACAUUAUAUUUAUAUAAUAUAUGGACAUUCUGAGAAUUUGACGUCCGCUGGUUGAUUAGGACGUCUUAGAAUUUUUGUUUAGGGGUUAGUGUCUAUUACAGUAUGAGGUGCUGUUUCCAAUGUUCUAGUGGUGUUGGUUUGCAUUUUUAUGGGUCUCCCCUAUACGGGAGAAAGUAUUUACUAUGAGAAUGUUUGCAUUGAACUAAUGAGAUUGGCUUCUUUGCAA
Molecule: messenger RNA, 1765 nt
Organism: Hevea brasiliensis (rubber tree)
Lineage: Eukaryota; Viridiplantae; Streptophyta; Magnoliopsida; Malpighiales; Euphorbiaceae
Product: double-stranded RNA-binding protein 1
Exons: 3
Coding region: 342-1394 (350 amino acids)
Biological process (GO): rRNA processing; regulation of gene expression
Cellular component (GO): nucleus
Molecular function (GO): double-stranded RNA binding; ribonuclease III activity
Source: RefSeq, a predicted model, not a curated record